UUAGUUCAUUGUUUGCUUAAGCUGAAAGCUCAAAGCAACUGAACCACCAUGAGGCUGUCACUGCCUGUCCUGCUGGUCACUCUGGCCCUUUGCUACUACGAGGCUGAUGCAGUUAUAUGUCCAGCUGCUCUUACUGAUGCGACACAGUUCCUCUUCAUCAGUGAAGCUCUCUACAAGCUACAGCUUCAGAGAUUUAAUGCACCACCAGAAGCCGUUGAGGCCAAGUUGCAAGUGAAGAGAUGCACGGAUAAGAUAUCCCUUGGGAACAGAGUGUUACUUACAAAAGCAUGGGUGAAAGUAAUUUUGAAGUGUGGUUACAUUGAUUUAUCAAAAAUUCUAUCAUAGUACCUCUGUCUUUCAAUGAUCUGAUCUUCGCUGGAAAAUGUAAAGGUUUCAACAUCUUGCUUCAAUAAAUUCCUUG
Messenger RNA from Equus quagga, 421 nucleotides. RefSeq names its product secretoglobin family 1D member-like. Lineage: Eukaryota; Metazoa; Chordata; Mammalia; Perissodactyla; Equidae. The record is from RefSeq and is a predicted model, not a curated record. The coding region runs from base 49 to 345 and encodes 98 amino acids. The transcript has 3 exons.